AUGGGUCGGCGAACCACAUCCUCUCACAUUCCCCAUAAGGGACAGGAGUUCUCCGUCGAUGACGCGGAGGACGAGAUCGAGCCCGUCCCUGUCCCCUCACAGCAGCAGCCACUGCGACACGCUCCUGCCCAUACGUUGCGCAGGAAACCUUCGACACUACGACGCCGCACCGUAGCGCAAGCUCCAGCCCUCCCAACCGUCGACUCCCAGGAGGACGAUGCAGCCGAGCAAGAGGGCGCGGGCGCGCCUCCAGAUGUGGACGGACAACCAAGCUCGUCUGGGGAGGAGGGCACCUUGCGAGCAGACGAAGACGGCAAUGGAACACCCGUCGAUGAUGAGGGAGAUCUCAGUGAUGCCGAGAGCUUCACUCUAAAGGAUCGCCAGGAGGCCAUCAACGUCACCCAUCCGUUCGGUAUAAGGAUAUGGAAGCCCGCAUUGUACAAGAAAGACAGAUCCGUGCAGCGCAAUGCGGAAGGAGACAUACACUCAACCCCUGGUCUUUUUGUCAACAAUUGGAUCAAGCUCUUCAACCUAGCCUGGACACUGGUCUUCGGAUGGUGGCUGGCUCUCAUUGCGGCUGCCGGAGGUCUCAUUUGCGCCCUUCUCGGAUUUACUGACAGCUGUAUGGACUACUCGGUCCUCUUGUUCCACCUCGCCGGCUAUCUAUUCUACCCUUUCGGCAAAUAUGUGAAGCUGAUGCAAGACGAAGCAUAUGCAGACGAGGACGAGGGCGAGGGCCGGAGCAUCAGCGAAUACGAGCAGUGGCAGAGCGGGGACAUUGAGGAAGGGAGGCUCUUUUUCGGCCCCGCCACCACCGCCGGUUCUCUAGUUGGACGGCGCAGGAAUAGCACUGACUCUGCCAAUGAGACAACAAGCCUACUCGGGAGGGAAGGACGUGGGAGUCAGUCCCACCCAGACACCUCCAGAACCAAGAGGAGGUUGUUUGGCCGAGGGAAAUGGAACAUUGGGAGAGUGGUCUUUUACCUCUUCUUCUACGGAAUUUUCACGCCAGCCUUGUUCUUAGUCUCAUUGCUCUGCUGGUUUUUCGUCUUCACUAUCCCCAUGGGCAAGGUCACUCUGCUCCUCUUCGAUCAUCUCCGGAGGCAUCCCUUGGCCCUGUCAUUCCACUCCGACAGCGGUACUGUUCGAAGACCUGGCGAAUCCUCCUCAAUCUUGCUCUGCACGUACCGUGCGGUGGGGGGCAAGUACUGGAAGUACACAAUUGACGGCACAAACAUAUUUCUCAUUAAUCUCCUGGUUCUCGUCGCAUUCGUCAUUCUGGACUACUGGGUUCUGGAUGUUGCGUUCGGCCUAGAAAUCUGGUUGACGGAUCAAUUCUUUUUGUUCAUCCUCGCACUAUUUUCAAUCAUUCCCCUUGCGUACUUUAUCGGACAAGCCGUUGCUUCCAUUUCCGCCCAAUCAUCUAUGGGCGUCGGUGCCACUAUCAACGCGUUCUUCUCUACUGUAGUUGAGGUUUUCCUGUACUGUGUAGCAUUGAACGAAGGUAAAGCACAGCUCGUGGAGGGCAGCAUUAUCGGAAGUAUUUUUGCCGGUAUUCUCUUUCUCCCCGGCCUCUCAAUGUGCUUUGGAGCCCUCAAGAGGAAGACCCAGCGCUUCAAUGUCAAGUCAGCUGGCGUCACAUCAACCAUGCUACUAUUCGCUGUUAUUGGCGCGUUUGGGCCAACCUUGUUCUAUCAAAUUUAUGGAAGGCACGAGUUGACUUGCCACCAAUGCAUUUCCCAUCAUGCCCUCCCCGAGGAACGGGACUGCAGACGGUGCUACUACUCUCAGACCCCAACAAUCACCGAUCCUUUCUACAUCAAAGCCGUUCGGCCAUACAUCUGGUUUGCAGCUGUCCUUCUCUUCUUGUCCUACGUCAUCGGAUUGCUGUUUACACUAAGAACGCAUGCUGCAGUGAUUUGGAGCAGUGAGAUUGACGAAAAGAAGCAAAACGAUAUGGGAGCUAGUUAUCUCAGCAAUAGUGGGCAUCUCGACUUCCCCAAUACGCUCACAAGGCAGGCAACUACCCAGUCCGUCACUCGAGCAGAUAUAAGGGAUAGUCAACUAUAUAAACGGAUUGUAGGCCAGACUUACAAGCAAGUUGGGCUCGGGCCAAACGGAGAAACUCUUGAUCAUAGACCACCACCAAGUGGGAAGGCGGGUGGACAGAGCCCUCAUCAUGUCGUACCACCGAAGGACCCCGAUGACGUACACACAUCCUCGGGCUUCCACCUCGAAGGCUUAUCUGACGAAGCAAAUGAGUCUCUGGUUCGACAGAUUACCGAGAUAGCAGCUACAACGACCGCCAUAGCCACCCGUGAUGCAACAAAGGCGCCGCGUAAGGCCGCCCAGCUAGCACAUAUCCCAGCGAAAGGGCAUUCCGAGCGACCGACUGCGAAUAAGAACGCGGCUUACCCUGAAGAGCCGGAAGAGCCGAUGCCAGGCCAUACCGCAGGCGGACACGACGCACCCAAUUGGAGCCGGACCAAGAGUGCUGUUAUUCUUCUUACCGCGACUGUUGCCUAUGCCAUCAUCGCAGAAAUAUUGGUCAACACUGUAGAUGGUGUCCUAAAAGGCUCGGAUAUUGACGAGAAAUUUUUGGGAAUCACUUUGUUUGCCCUCGUUCCGAACACCACUGAGUUCCUCAAUGCUAUUUCUUUUGCGAUGAAUGGAAACAUUGCUCUCUCUAUGGAGAUUGGUUCAGCAUACGCUUUGCAGGUUUGUCUCCUUCAGAUUCCGGCGCUAGUGUUUUAUAGCGCUAUCCAUGGUCGCUACAUCGACCCGGCUAAGGUGAUCGAUCACACUUUCACUCUGAUCUUCCCCCAAUGGGACAUGAUCACUGUGAUCCUCUGCGUCUUCCUCCUUUCAUACAUGUACGGCGAAGGAAAGAGCAACUACUUUAAAGGAUCUAUCCUCAUCCUCUCGUACUUGGUCGUCAUUGUCGGAUUCUACCUCUCUAGCUUCAACGACUUCGAAAGGGUGGGCGCGAACCCGUUUGAUACAUUGGUCAUUGGGGGUCUAGUCGAGCAACAAUUCGAAUCCAUGUCCUUUAAAACGAUAGGGCGCAGCAAAAAUGGCCAAGCCUAUUAA
This is a messenger RNA of Lindgomyces ingoldianus, 3090 nucleotides long. RefSeq lists its product as uncharacterized. Gene Ontology annotation, molecular function: calcium:proton antiporter activity. Bases 1 to 3090 code for a protein of 1029 amino acids. The transcript is spliced from 4 exons. Gene Ontology annotation, cellular component: membrane; endomembrane system. Gene Ontology annotation, biological process: intracellular calcium ion homeostasis; calcium ion transmembrane transport. NCBI's taxonomy places the organism in Eukaryota, Fungi, Ascomycota, Dothideomycetes, Pleosporales, Lindgomycetaceae. The record is from RefSeq and is a predicted model, not a curated record.